GUCUGGGAGCGAUCCUUCCGUGGCCGAAAGCCGUGCUCCAUGGAAACUUUUGACCCUGCCGAGCUGCCCGAGCUACUUAAACUGUAUUACCGGAGGCUGUUUCCCUACGCCCAGUACUACCGCUGGCUCAACUACGGCGGAGUGGUAAAGAAUUACUUUCAACACCGUGAGUUUUCGUUCACAUUGAAAGAUGAUAUUUACAUUCGAUACCAAUCCUUCAACAACCAGAGCGAUCUGGAAAAGGAGAUGCAGAAAAUGAAUCCAUACAAGAUUGAUAUUGGCGCGGUCUAUUCCCACAGACCCAGUCAGCACAAUACAGUGAAGCUGGGAGCUUUCCAGGCUCAGGAAAAAGAACUGGUGUUUGACAUUGACAUGACCGACUAUGACGAUGUGAGGCGAUGUUGUAGUUCUGCAGACAUAUGUUCUAAGUGCUGGACCCUCAUGACAAUGGCCAUCCACAUCAUCGACAGAGCACUGAAGGAGGACUUUGGAUUUAAGCAUCGUCUCUGGGUGUAUUCUGGACGGAGAGGUGUUCACUGUUGGGUCUGUGAUGAAUCAGUGAGAAAGUUAUCGUCUGCGGUGCGUUCUGGAAUAGUUGAGUAUUUGAGUCUUGUAAAGGGUGGUGCAGAUGUCAAAAAGAAAGUUCAUCUCGGCGAAAAAAUCCACCCUUUCAUCAGAAGAUCUGUAAGCAUAAUCAAAAAAUACUUUGAAGACUAUGCCUUGAUUGGUCAAGAUAUUCUUGAAAAUAAAGCAAGCUGGGAUAAGGUUCUAGCACUUGUUCCUGAAACAAUGAAUGGUGAACUUCAAGAACGCUUCCAGACGUGCCACAGUUCACUUCAGCGUUGGGAACAUUUGAAGAAAUCAGCCAGUCAAUAUCAGAAUACCAACAAAAAUGAAAAACAUGGUUGCUGGCUGGAGUGGGAGAUCAUGCUCCAGUACUGCUUCCCACGGCUGGAUAUCAACGUCAGCAAAGGAAUCAAUCAUUUACUGAAGAGCCCCUUUAGUGUUCAUCCCAAAACAGGUCGUAUUUCUGUCCCUAUUGAUGUACAAAAGGUGGAUCAGUUUGAUCCAUUUGCCGUUCCAACCAUAAGCUCCAUCUGUCGUGAAUUAGACAUCAUUCCCACCAAUGAAGAGGAAAAUGAAGCUGAAUCUGAUGUCAGACCUAGAACCAGAGAUUAUAAGAAGACCAGUCUAGCUCCCUAUGUGAAAGUUUUUGAGCAGUUUCUUGAGAAACUGGAUAAAUCCCGAAAAGGAGAACUUCUCAAGAAGAGUGAUUUACAGAAAGAUUUCUGAAGAUAACUCCCCUAAAACAGGUGCAGUCUUCUACCUUCAUCCAAGCAUCAACUACUUCUCCGAGCCAUUUAAUACAUAUGGCGGAACCACUCGUGCAUCUUCAUAGAAGCAACACUUCAUUUUCUUGAGAAGCGAUUGUGUUGAAAAGAGUGUCCAGGUUCCUAGAAGAAGCAAUGGUUGCAUUUCAAAUAAGAUUUGUAAAUUUAAAUAUUCUAUGAGGGGGCUUCAAAAAGUUCAUACGGAAAAUAAUGGAGUUGGUCCACGAAGUUUUUGAAGUCUUCUCUUACAAAGAUAAUUCCAAUAUUCCUUUGACAGAUACUCAGUUCUCCCAGGUGCCAUAUAUAGCAGUAAGGGAGGGGAAAUAUGCCCAACGCUUGCAUCUCAGCCCACUAAAUACCGCUUCAGAUUUCUGGGCAAGGGAAGGCUUUGUCCUGAUGUUUCAGACAGUUGAGUUAAUUAUAUCUGACAUGUAAUCCAACACAUCUAAAUUUUGCUCACUGAUUUUUUAUUGAUUAGGCCAUACCCCACUGCCCUUUUUUUUUUUUUAAUCACUUAGAACAUCUAAACCUACCAACAUGUCAAGAGAUCAAUUAUCAGAUUAACGGUGUUAGGAUCUAGGAUGAUGUCCUUUAGACUAUCAGUAUUUGUAGCUUUUAACUUCUCUCAGAAAGCAACUGGUCUACUUCAUGUAAAGAAAAGUAGCUUAGAGAAAAAUAACCAACCCCACCAACAUAAAGCCCGCUGUCUUUGUGAAAGUG
Messenger RNA from Echinops telfairi (small Madagascar hedgehog), 2051 nucleotides. It is a transcript of the gene PRIM1, whose product is annotated as DNA primase subunit 1. Bases 40 to 1293 code for a protein of 417 amino acids. The transcript has 13 exons. The record is from RefSeq and is a predicted model, not a curated record. Gene Ontology annotation, biological process: DNA replication, synthesis of primer. Gene Ontology annotation, cellular component: alpha DNA polymerase:primase complex. Lineage: Eukaryota; Metazoa; Chordata; Mammalia; Afrosoricida; Tenrecidae.